This is a messenger RNA of Ophidiomyces ophidiicola, 732 nucleotides long. RefSeq names its product plasma membrane heat shock protein (gene HSP31). The record is from RefSeq and is a predicted model, not a curated record. NCBI's taxonomy places the organism in Eukaryota, Fungi, Ascomycota, Eurotiomycetes, Onygenales, Onygenaceae. The coding region runs from base 1 to 732 and encodes 243 amino acids. Gene Ontology annotation, molecular function: glyoxalase III activity. The transcript has a single exon.
AUGGCACCACUUCCCAGAAAGGCUCUGAUGGCUGUAACCAGUGCCCACCCGCCGUUUUGGCCGGAUGGCAAGAAGACUGGCUUGUUUUUCUCCGAGGCAUUGCACCCAUUCAAUGAACUGACUGCCGCUGGUUUCGAGGUUGAUGUUGCAUCCGAAACAGGUACAUUCGGAUGGGAUGAACACUCCUUGACUCAAGAAUACCUCACGAGGGACGACAGCAAAGUCUACAACUCUGAACACAGCCAGUUCAUGGAGAAGAUGAACAACCAAGUAUUCAAAGCUGGCGAUCUAGCAGCUCAUGACUAUGGACUUGUGUUUAUGUGCGGGGGGCACGGGGCAAUGUACGACUUUCCACAGGCCAAACACCUCCAAAACAUCGCACAGGACGUCUACAAGCGUGGCGGCGUUAUCGGUGCCGUUUGCCAUGGCCCUGCCAUCCUGCCUGGGAUCCAAGAUGAGAAUGGAGAAUCUAUCAUCAGAGACAAGACCGUGACCGGAUUCACAACAAAAGGUGAAAUCAUGAUGAAGGUCAUCGAUAAGAUCCGCGAAGAUAAACUCCAUACCGUUGAUGAAUUGGCCCAGUCUGCCCACGCUGAAUAUGUCGCUCCAGAAGACCCUUUCGAUGACUUCUGCAAAAUUGAUGGCAGGAUCAUCACGGGUGCAAACCCUCAAAGUGCCAGAGAUACGGCGAAGGAUACGAUCAAGGUUUUUAAAGGAGUUACAAACGAAUAA